Messenger RNA from Marasmius oreades (fairy-ring Marasmius), 2262 nucleotides. RefSeq lists its product as uncharacterized. Bases 1 to 2262 code for a protein of 753 amino acids. NCBI's taxonomy places the organism in Eukaryota, Fungi, Basidiomycota, Agaricomycetes, Agaricales, Marasmiaceae. Gene Ontology annotation, biological process: regulation of transcription by RNA polymerase II. The record is from RefSeq and is a predicted model, not a curated record. Gene Ontology annotation, molecular function: RNA polymerase II cis-regulatory region sequence-specific DNA binding; protein dimerization activity; DNA-binding transcription factor activity, RNA polymerase II-specific. Gene Ontology annotation, cellular component: nucleus. The transcript is spliced from 6 exons.
AUGAGUGCUUUCUUCUCGACGUCGUUCAAGCCGCAGCCGCAUAUUAGGCAGGAAGGAUUUCAUCUGGAUAACGAAGGGAGUAGUGGAGGACUUACGGCGACCGGGGAACAUCAUGAAGGAAACGCGGGAACUCCUCCUCCGUUCGAUUUUGGAAGAGGAAAUGUGAUGGAUUUUACGGACGAGUUGGCGAGUCUUAUGGGUGCUGCUAGUCCACAUCCUGGACAUCAAUCUCAUCAUGGACACGAAGGUAUCUCACAAAGCCACCAUGAAGGUCAUAUACACGGACAUUCUGGAAGUCACCACGAAAGUCAUUUGCACGGGCUUCAUCAUGACCAUCACGGGCAUCAUCAACACAACCAAUCUCACGAACGAUCGACUCAUUCUCCUUCAGAUGACGUAUCGGGGUCGUAUCGAACGACUCAUAACAUCUUCGAUAUGGGUGUAGCUGGCCCAGUCGGGGUCUCACCAUCGACUACUGCACCUAGUCACUUCAACUCUACGGUCCCCCCUUUGAAUUCGUCGAUGAGAUUUGAACAACCUUCUCAUUCCCAGCAUGACUAUCAUCAUCCAACUCAUACGCCCAGUCCACCGUUGGGUGGGAAGGAACAGUCGAGAUCACGAUCUAGACCGCCCACUGGCGGUGCUACUACAGGCGGAGUUGGACCUCAGAGAACCACCCGAAGUCGGAGGAACAACAGUAUUUCGAGUACUAGUCCUCCGCCACACAUCAGACCGGCAGCGCAAGCGAUUGUUAUACCUGGCGUGAGGCAUACCAAUGGCAGCCUUGCUUCACCGCUUUCCUCAUCUGCGACCUCUGUCACCAAUCCAUGGGGUUUCACACCUUCAUCACCCACCGGCACAUCUACCAGCGAAUUCACCCUUCCCACACCCGACUCUCUGCAUCACCAUCACCACCCAAACUCCUUGUCACAUUCCAUGCAUACUACCCCUCACUUAUCUACUUCAGUCGGCUUUGGAGGAUAUUUCGGCUCUGAAUUUGGUAGUUACGGAGGACAUGGCGGCCAGCAUAACGGUGGACAUACACCGAGUACUUCGCUGCCCGUGAGUGGAACGGGCGGUAUCCAUUCUCAUCUGGGUGCUGGCGGUGGAGGAGCGGGAGGUGGACAUCAGAGAACCAAUUCCGCUGCUGCGUCUACCACUGCGGGCAGUUCAGCAGGUGGAUCUGCAGCGGCAAAUUCGUCUUUGACGGCGCAGGAGAAACAAGCGAUGGUAGCUAGUGAGAAGAGGAGAAGGAGGAGGGAGAGUCAUAAUGCUGUCGAAAGGAGGAGAAGGGAUAACAUUAAUGAGAAGAUUAGUGAGCUUGCGACGUUGAUACCUGAGAGUCUGCUUGAAGGAGGGACUUUACCUUCCACCGGUACUCCUGGCUCUCAAAAUAUUCUUCCUGCUCCUUCAGGUUCCGGUAAUGGAGGCGACUCUCCCUCUGGUAGCACGGAUUUGAUGUCGCCUACCUCCCCAACUGCGGAUUCCGGUGAUCUCUGGUCUGCCCCAUUACUCACUAUGAAGAAGGAGGACGGGAUGGACAAUAAUCUGGGUGGGAUCGAGAGUCCUAUUCUACCUAGUGGUGGCAUUGGGGGUGUCAACACCACUCCGCCCAAUGGCAGCGCUACCAAUGCAAACGGUAACGCCAAUGGAGGCGCUGCGGGUGGUGUGGUGAAAGCGAACAAGGGAAUGAUUCUGAGGAAGAGUGUCGAGUACAUUAGAUACUUGCAACAAAUUGUUCAAGAGCAAGACAAUAGGAAUCGUCAGCUCGAGAUGGAGCUCAGAGGCUAUCGAGAACGCAACGGCGAAACUCUUUCUCCUAUCAUACCCUCUCCUGCGUUCGAUUUCCAGACGAAUGGUGUCCUGGGUUCAGGUACGAAUGGAGGCAGUGGUGCUUAUCACGGGGCAGGUUAUGGGGGAUCGUUCCGAAUGCUAGACAGCAUGCCUGAAGACGAGGCGGAACCUAACACGUCUGGACAUAAAUCCACUACCGCGAACAGAUCGAGGGAGAGCACGCCGUUGACCGAUGACGAACAAGUGGAAGAUGACGAUCCUAACGAUCCCGAUGUUCAGCCCCCUGCUAGCUUGAAGAAGGGUAGUAUUGCAGGGACAAAGAGGACGACUCGACGGAGGAAGGCGGCGUCAACUGCGACGGGUGCUGGUGCUGGAGGGGCCAAGAUGAGGACAAGAACAAGGAAGGGGAAUGGGGAAGACGUUGAUAUGGCCGGAAGUGAUGACGAGCGAGUGGCGAUGGAUGUGUAA